Lindgomyces ingoldianus is the source of this 642-nucleotide messenger RNA. RefSeq lists its product as uncharacterized. NCBI's taxonomy places the organism in Eukaryota, Fungi, Ascomycota, Dothideomycetes, Pleosporales, Lindgomycetaceae. The transcript has 8 exons. The coding region runs from base 1 to 642 and encodes 213 amino acids. The record is from RefSeq and is a predicted model, not a curated record.
AUGACGGCAAUCAAUCCAGUUACUCAUGCCUCUGGUGCUCCUCCUAGCUUCACAAUUAGACUUGCGGUUAUGGAGUAUCUAUCCGCCCAGAGAUAUACAUCAGACACUAUCCCACUGUCUCUAGGGGCUGUAAUAACGUUAUGGAAGGAGCUGCUGAAGUUGUCUAGAUACCACUCACAACAACAUGAUGAGACCGCUUGUGAGCAAGGCCACACUGAUCUCGUCCGGCACUUUGACGAAAAAAAUACCUUCUCUACGAUGACCAAAAGAGUGGCUAAGAACGACUCUCUCUCUCUCUCUCUCUCUCUCUCUCGCAAAGCUAGCUAUGAACUUUGGAACCGAUGUCAAUUAAUUCGCAGCGCGCCGAUGGUGGACUUGCUUCUCGACGGGGUUGAUGCCAGGGAUAAAGUGCUAGAUAUCAUAAAUGCGAUGGAAGAAGAGAUAGAGAGGAAUGAAUUUGCAGAGGGUAUGCUUGAAGACGAAACUUUGAUUUGCGAGGCGAUAGCGGCUAAUCAAGGAUAUCGGGAGGGAUUAGUAGUAUGCAAUCGUAUAAAGGAAAUACAUGCUUCCUUCUAUCAUAUCAAGAAACGCGAAUCAAGCCUUGGAGUGUAUACUCUAGCUAAUCCGCAUCUGACUCCUUAA